Colletotrichum orchidophilum is the source of this 318-nucleotide messenger RNA. Its product is annotated as microsomal signal peptidase 12 kDa subunit. Bases 1 to 318 code for a protein of 105 amino acids. Gene Ontology annotation, biological process: protein targeting to ER. The transcript is spliced from 3 exons. Gene Ontology annotation, cellular component: signal peptidase complex; endoplasmic reticulum membrane. NCBI's taxonomy places the organism in Eukaryota, Fungi, Ascomycota, Sordariomycetes, Glomerellales, Glomerellaceae. The record is from RefSeq and is a predicted model, not a curated record.
AUGGCCGAUCAAAUCCUCGAUCAGGUUCGCGACAUGGCGGAAGGCCAGAUCGACUUUGAGGGCCAGAAGCUGGCAGAUCUCCUAGCGACUCUACUUCUCUCGGCAUCUGGAGUUCUUGCCUUCAUCAUUGGAUACAUCCUCCAGGACAUCAAGCUCGCAGUCUACAUUGGCUUGGGCGGAACCGUCCUCACAUUUCUCCUUGUCGUGCCUCCUUGGCCCUUCUUCAAACAACAUCCGGUCAAGUGGAUAGAGCCUGGAUCCGGGUCCGGGUCCGGAUCCGGGACACGGAAUGUUGCUCUAAUAGAGAAGUCUGGAUAG